GUCAAUUGUUCACUGAAAUCAGCAGGUGUUUCGAAGUUUUUAUAAGUGCACGUUAGAAUGAAAAAUGAUUUCUUGAUAUUUCGCAGCUUCCACAUUUGAGGAAGAUAGAAAAUGUUCGUGGAAGACAUUAAAAAUGAUUUCUACAACGUUCUUCUAGGCAAUCGGGUCCUCUUAAUCGUUCAUUAUGAUGUGGAUGCAGUGUGUGCGUGUAAAAUACUUCAGGAUUUGUUUAAAUGCGACAAUAUAUCUUACACCUUGGUGCCAGUGGGGGGCAUAUCGGAGUUGAAAACGGCCUACGAAGAGAACAAUGAAGAAAUAAAAUACGUUGUGCUUGUGAACUGUGGCGGGACCAUAGAUCUAGUCGAUAUAUUGCAACCCGAAGAGGAUGUAGUCUUCUUUGUUUUAGACUCUCACAAGCCCACAGACAUUUGUAAUGUGUACAGUGAUGGUCAGGUGCGAUUAGUUUAUAAGGAUGAUGAGGAAAACAUUCCAAAUUUUGAUGAUAUAUUUAGAGAUGAUGAUGAAGAAGAAGAGGAGAAUGAUGAUGAAUUACAAGGAGCAGAUAGACUUGAGGCUGUGGUUGAACGUCGUAGAGCUCGGAAAGCAUGGGAGGAACGACGGCAUACACUCAUGUUCAAUUAUACACAGUUUUCAUAUUAUGGAAAGCCAAGUGCAUGUGUAGCGCUGGAGCUAGCAGUGCGGGUGUCCCGCUGCAGCGCUGCAGUGCUGUGGUGUGGUGCUGUUGGAUGCACUGCACACGCAGCGCUGUACUUGCGACCGCCUGCGAGGUGCUUGCUGGAUGCUGAACCGCUGCAGCGCUGUCUUGCCCAUAGUACUUCGGCGCACGUGGUGGUAGCGAAGGACGCAUGGCUGCCGCUCUACCGCUGGUGGUCAGUGGAAGGUGCGUUACGUCACGCGGCUGGCUUGGCCCCGCGGCUUCGCUUGCAUAACAGCUCCGGGGCCACUAGGUUGAGACAGCUGCUUGCUGAUAUGGGGUUCCCCCUCCAGCAGGCGCGUCAGUCCUACCGCUCGAUGGACGUGGAGCUGCGGCGCGGGCUGCUCGGCGCGCUGGAGGCGGCGGCGCCCAAGCACAAGCUGAGCGCGCCGACCCGCCCCGCCUUCCUCCUGCAGCGCCCGCACGCGCACCCGCUGGCCGCGCUGGAUACGGUGUACGCGUGCAUGGCGCUCAUUGAACACGACACAAUACCACGAGCAGAAGGGUUCCAAAGAGCUCUUGCAGCCCUUGAAGUGUGCGGUGAGAACGAGGCCCUCAAACUUGGUGUAACAUCAGCUCGCAGAAGUCUAGAAGCAGUGGCUCGAUUAGCCCAGGGCGUCCUUUCGUCGAGAGGACUUCUGUUGGCUGGACCGUUUAAUUACUUUAUAGUGCAAGAGGGAACCACAGAAUCCACCUCCGUCCGUGGUCCCCUCUGGCUAGGGGAGGCAGCUCGCUGGGUGGCCUCCGCUACAGGUGGCUCUAGGCCAUUGCUGGCCAGCUCGCCGCUAGCUAACGGCCAGUGUUUGUUACUCGGUGUACCGCCUAGAUAUGACCAAGAGCCGCGCAAUUUAUUUGGUGCAGCUUUCGAGCAAGCAGCACAAAAAAGUGGAGCGAGCGUGAUACUAGAUUAUGUGGAUACUUCAGUUAUAGUGCUGCCUACUUCACAAAGAACGCAAUUCCUAGAUGCCCUGACAGCUCUACUGGCCUAAACCCACCAUAUAAGUAAAAUAAGUAGGAAUCAAUAUCAGUACAUAUCAAAUAAAAAAUAAAUAUUUUUCUGUUAGAUUUUAUGUAUAAUUCAUUGCAGAUGAGAACUGUGUCAAAUAAAUACACAGAUUUUGCAAAAGAAAUGAUAUUAUAUCAGUAUUUUUGUAUCGGUGAAAAUCUAUUAAAUAGGGAUAAUACAGACAGACAGACAGACAGACAAUUUUCGUAAUUAUAACAAACACUAUUUGAUUUGUACUAUUUUUAUUAGAAAUUUUAUGAAAUAAGCUGUAACAUCACACUUUUCUAUAUGGUAACAUAAUUCUCUAUUUCAUAACCAAUGCAUUUGUAUACAAUAACAUUAUGAAAGCUCAGCUAUCGUAGAGAUUUGUAAGAUCUUUUGAAUUUUAUGUAAUUGAUUUAUGAUUUUAAUCUUGAAUAUUAUAAUUAUUUUAAUUGUUAGAAUUUAAUGUAAAUCCAGUGACUUGUAAAUAAAUGUGUGCGAUCUUAUAAUGUCAGAAUGAUUGUUGAUUAAAUAUAAGCAAGUACAAUUAAAUGUUAUUUAUUUUUAAAUGAUUAUCGUGUAAGAGAAAUAAAGGAAUUUACUAA
Messenger RNA from Zerene cesonia (dogface butterfly), 2308 nucleotides. It is a transcript of the gene Cdc45, whose product is annotated as cell division control protein 45 homolog. The record is from RefSeq and is a predicted model, not a curated record. The transcript is spliced from 10 exons. Gene Ontology annotation, biological process: double-strand break repair via break-induced replication; mitotic DNA replication preinitiation complex assembly; DNA replication initiation. Lineage: Eukaryota; Metazoa; Arthropoda; Insecta; Lepidoptera; Pieridae. Gene Ontology annotation, molecular function: single-stranded DNA binding; chromatin binding; DNA replication origin binding. Bases 112 to 1704 code for a protein of 530 amino acids. Gene Ontology annotation, cellular component: DNA replication preinitiation complex.